AUGCCGGCAAACACCAAACCCAAGCUGCCCCAGCUGACCACGCCCGUCAGCGCGACCUUCCCCUCCGAGGCCGUCCUCUCAACAGCACCCUCAACCUCGACUCCUCUCUCCGCCAAGCCCAUGUCGGCCUGCUCGUACUACCCUCCAGCAGCAAAGACCCCCAUCAGCCCGCCCACAGCAUACACAGACUUCCUCAAGUCCGUGUCCGCCGGCUCGCUCUCACCGUCCACCCUAACGCCCCCCAACUCUGGCUCCAGCUCCAGCUCCAGCUCCAGCUCAGCUUCCGGCCCAGCCACCUCAGGCGAGAGCCCCAUGGCCUCCCCCGCCUCCUCAGACUCGGAGCCGUCCACCGCCACAAGCGACCGGACAGAUUGCUCCUGCAAAUGCGACGUUCACCACCAUCACCAGCACCACCACCACCACCACCACCACCGCAACCUCAAGGGCCCCGCCACCGCGCCCGUCGUGCCCCCGAGCCCCUUCACCCAGUCGCUGCCCAUGUCCGCACCGCCCAACGGCGCCGACUCGUUCCCCAGCCUCAAGAUCCCCGUGUCGCCCGCCUUCUCCUACCUGGACUCGCCCCGGAGCGCCACCCCGACCACCGCCCGCUCCCCCUUCAGCGCGCGGUCCGUCCACUCCGUCUUCGACUGGGACGCCGUCCUCAAGGCCAGGAAGAAGCCCUCCCGGACGAGCGUCCGCCACGUCAGCCAAGUCGUCACCCGCACCGUGACCUACCACGCCACCCCGAGGAUGAAUCCCGCGCCGAGGGGGAAGAGGCGCAAGGUCGAACACACCCCGUCAUGA
Molecule: messenger RNA, 804 nt
Organism: Sodiomyces alkalinus F11
Lineage: Eukaryota; Fungi; Ascomycota; Sordariomycetes; Glomerellales; Plectosphaerellaceae
Exons: 1
Coding region: 1-804 (267 amino acids)
Source: RefSeq, a predicted model, not a curated record